AUGCUCGAGUUUUCCAAUCUCGGUCUUGUGUGUCCAAUUAACGCCGAAGAAAUCAGCAACCGCUGGCUCAAUGCGUACAUUCCCAUCCCCGGCCAAAGCGUCAAAAACUACCCGCCUACGGUAUCCGCGUUCAUCUAUCGCAUCUUAAAGUCUUACACCGGGAUGGCCAUACACGGCCGCGGAUUCCCGCCAUUUGUACACGGCUCUCAGUUGACGGGGCUAAGCCAACCACUCACCACUUGUCUGAGCAUCAUACGGAUAUGCGAUAGACCAUUGCUAGGCAGUGAAAACGUGAUGGCAGAGAUUCUGCAAAGAGAGAUGAAUAGUCUAUAUGAGCAGCGUGAGACUUUCGAUGACCUUUCGCUUCUCAGCGCAUUUCAGGCUUUUCUCAUGUACACAAUGGUCUUAUUCUUCAAGCUCAGCCAAGGCACCAGUCCAUUUCUUCGUCAGGCCAUGAUGAAUCUACAAGAGCUGGCAUGCGUGACAUCUCGCCGUGGCCUCAUGUGCUUAUCCGAGCAGCAGCGCACACGCCCCAAAUGGGAAAGUUGGAUUAUAGCCGAGGCUAAACGGCGAACGCUCUAUACCAUGUAUCUCUUUGAUAGCGUUCUUUCAUCUGAAGACGGGCUGCCGACGUUUCUCGGCACCGAGUUGGAGGGAUUACCAGCUGCGGCCAGCAGAGACCUUUGGGUUGCUCCGACAAGGCGGGACUGGGAAGCGGCUUAUAAUGUGCAUUUAGCAGAGUGGGUUGAGGGUAGUCUCUGCAUUGAUGAGUUGUGGCCUAUACCCGAGGGACUGAGUGAGUCUCUCAUUGCGAAAAGGCGGCAUAGAGUGGACAACUGGUUGGAGAAUUUGGAUGAGUUUGGGAUUAUGCUCUACACAGUGACUAGCUGUACGCAUGGGGGAUAA
This is a messenger RNA of Trichoderma atroviride IMI 206040, 906 nucleotides long. RefSeq lists its product as uncharacterized. The record is from RefSeq and is a predicted model, not a curated record. NCBI's taxonomy places the organism in Eukaryota, Fungi, Ascomycota, Sordariomycetes, Hypocreales, Hypocreaceae. Gene Ontology annotation, molecular function: zinc ion binding; DNA-binding transcription factor activity, RNA polymerase II-specific. Gene Ontology annotation, biological process: regulation of DNA-templated transcription.